Molecule: messenger RNA, 1317 nt
Organism: Chironomus riparius
Lineage: Eukaryota; Metazoa; Arthropoda; Insecta; Diptera; Chironomidae
Source: the annotation of a GenBank genome assembly
AUGGCGUUCGGAUCAGUUUUAGGGCAUAAUCAGCACAAUAUAGGUCGAUCAGAACCAAAAGGUGUCGGCGACCCAUGUGCUGGUUGUAAUAAACCCAUCUUAGAUAAAUUUUUGUUAAAUGUACUAGAAAGAGGCUGGCAUGCCUCAUGUGUGAGAUGCUGUGAAUGUCUAACACCGUUAACAGAGAAAUGCUUUAGUCGAGAGGCGAAACUUUAUUGUAGAAAUGACUUUUUUAGACGUUAUGGAACAAAGUGUAGUGGAUGUGGGAAUGGAAUAGCGCCAUCAGAUUUAGUGAGAAAACCCCGAGAUAAAGUGUUUCAUUUAAAUUGCUUUACAUGCUGUAUAUGUAGGAAACAAUUAAGUACUGGUGAACAAUUAUAUGUAUUGGACGAUAAUAAAUUUGUGUGUAAAGAUAAUAAAAACUGUAAGGAUUUUAUGCUAAGUAAAGGAUAUCAAAUGGACCCGUUGUGUUCGGAUUAUGAAGAGGAGGAGGAUGAAGAAGAUAACAUAAAACCACCGCCUCUCAGUUUAGGACACUUAGUUUCCAAUGGACCAGAAUCCGUUGGACAUUUAGGUGCCUCAGAAUUGUCUCUGCAAAGCAUGAGUACAGAUAGUAAAAAUAAUGAUGAUUCAGAUCAGGGUUCUUUAGAUGGCGAUCCUGAUGCCCGAGGUGAUUCACAAUCUGAGAAUAAAAGUCCUGAUGAUAGUGCGGGAUCUAAACGACGUGGUCCACGAACAACAAUCAAAGCCAAACAAUUAGAAAUAUUAAAAACAGCUUUUAGUCAAACGCCGAAACCAACGCGGCAUAUUCGAGAGCAAUUAGCAAAAGAAACUGGUUUACCAAUGAGAGUGAUACAGGUCUGGUUCCAAAAUAAAAGAUCGAAAGAACGUAGACUGAAACAGCUUACAAGUAUGGGACGUGGAGGACCUUUCUUUGGUGGAUCUCGAAAAAUGAGAGGAUUUCCAAUGAAUCUAUCGCCUGGUGGACUUGAUGAGUCAGGUUUUCCAUAUUUUGCUAGUGACAAAUUUGAUUUUGGCUACGGUGCUCCACCAUUUCAUCCACACGAUUCACCCUUUUUUGCUGGACAUCCACCUGGAAUGCCUUUCAAUACAGGAGGUCCAUUAGAUCAUCCUAACGCAAUGCCAAUGAUUAAUGAGUUUAAUGGUAUGGCAUCUGAAGCAUUUUUAAGUCAGCCAAAUGGUCCAAAUAUACCCACAAAUAAUCCAAAUCAGUCAGAAAGAUCUGGAUCGCCUGAAUUUAUGUCAUCAGGAAAUUUCUCUGAAUCAUCAAGUAUUAAUGAAGGAUUGGUUUGGUAA